Tinamus guttatus (white-throated tinamou) is the source of this 1173-nucleotide messenger RNA. NCBI's taxonomy places the organism in Eukaryota, Metazoa, Chordata, Aves, Tinamiformes, Tinamidae. The record is from RefSeq and is a predicted model, not a curated record.
AUGUACGAAGACUUGAAGAACAAAGAAGGAAUAAAUCAGAAGCGGGACGACGACCCGAUAACGCACUUCGGCGAGCGGGCAGGUCUGGCGCCCGCGUGCCGAGACGGAGCGAGCGGUCUCCGUCUGCCCCCGGACCCAACGAGCGUGUCAAGGGGGUAUCCGUAUCGGGACACUAGGUGUACCGUGGAUGACCGGGUGACACGGGUGGCGUGGCUCAACCGCAGCACCAUCCUCUACGCCGGCAACGACAAGUGGUCCAUAGAUGACCGCGUGGUCAUCCUCUCCAACACCAAAACGCAGUACAGCAUCAAGAUCCACAACGUGGACGUGUACGACGAGGGGCCCUACACGUGCUCCGUGCAGACCGACAACCACCCCAAGACCUCGCGCGUCCACCUCAUCGUGCAAGUCCCUCCGCAGAUCGUCAACAUCUCCUCGGACGUGACGGUCAACGAAGGCAGCGGCGUGACGCUCAUGUGCCUGGCGUUCGGGCGGCCCGAGCCCACCGUGACCUGGCGGCACCUCUCCGGGAAAGCUCGCUGGGCGCUCUUCGCGGUCGGUGAUGGGAUCUCGCACAUUGGGAGGUGCCGCGAGGGCUUUUGGUGCUCAUGGGAUCCCAAUGUGUCCCCGGGCGCUCCGCACCCGCCGUUCAUCUCCAAUGCCAAGAACACGGGCGCCUCGGUGGGCCAGAAGGGCAUCCUGCAGUGCGAGGCCUCGGCCGUGCCCGUGGCGGAGUUCCAGUGGUUCAAGGAGGACACCAGAUUAGCGAACGGCCUGGACGGGGUGCGCAUCGAGAACAAGGGGCGCAUGUCGACGCUGACCUUCUUCAACGUGUCCGAGAAGGACUACGGCAACUACACGUGCGUGGCCACCAACCAGCUGGGGAACACCAACGCCAGCAUCAUCCUGUACGGUAGGUGCCCGGAGGGGUGUCGGGAGUCCGGGCUCCCUCAGGGCUGUGGGUCUGGGGCCUGUAGGGCGUCCAGGGUCGUGAUCCUCGUCCAGGGUGUGGAGGGUGCAGUUGGAGGCGAGAGGGCGAGGGCGUUGCGGGCAGUAGAUGGCCCGCGGAGGCGGCCCAGAGGCACGUGCCAGGGCAUCAUGCCGUGCGGUAGCGUCGCUCAAGGCGAGAGAGGGUCAGACCAGACGCGUUUGGGGACGGCAGGCCGGGUCUAG